Molecule: messenger RNA, 299 nt
Organism: Racocetra persica
Lineage: Eukaryota; Fungi; Glomeromycota; Glomeromycetes; Diversisporales; Gigasporaceae
Source: the annotation of a GenBank genome assembly
UAUUUUCUCUAACAAAAGUAUUUGGAAAGGAACUUAUGGAAGCCUCAGGUGAAAGUUUUUUAGGGCCUGUAAGUAGCUCUUUGAUCAAUUUUGAAAAUGUGGAAUUAGAGAAUGUGGAAGAUGUAAACUUAGAAAAUGUGGAACAUGUAGAAUUAGAGAAUACAGAAGAUGUAGAAUCAGAAAAUGCAGAUAUUGUAGAAUCGGGAAAUGCAGAUGUUGUAGAAUUAGAUCAACUCUCAAACUUAGCUGAAGCACGUCUCAACAGUUAUGCUAAAGCCGCUAGUUUCUCAUUACAUUAG